AUGCCUUUCAAGUCGGUAUACGAGCACAUCGACAUCCCGCAAAGCAAUGUCCUGACUUACAUCUUUGGCAACGGCUCAUUGCUCUCCAACGAGCCCAUCUGGAUUGAUGCCAAAAACCCUCAAAAGAGCCUCUCACCACAUCAGCUGCUGCAAUGGGUUCGGCGGCUGGGCCUCGGCCUGCAGCGCCUGGGCUUGAAGCGAGGCGACGUCGUCAUGAUCUGCACGCCGAACCACAUCUUUGUGCCUGUGGCGUAUCUGGGCAUUGCGGGCUCGGGACACAUUUUCAGCGGUGCCAAUCCGAUUUCUACGGUUCCGGAACUGGUCCAUCAGCUUUCCAACACUGGGGCAAAAGCAGUGCUUGCCCAUCCCACCGUCCUCUCCAACAUUGUCGAGGCCGCAGCCAAAGUCGGCAUCCCCAGAAACCGCAUCUUCCAGUUCUCAGACGAGGAAACCCCCGUCCGCGACGGCAUCCCAGACUGGCGAGCCCUCCUCGCAGCCCACGCAGACGCCUUCCGCUGGCAAUGGCCCGAGUUGACGCCCCAAGAGGCGCGCAACACCAUCGCCACCAUCAACUUCAGCUCGGGAACCACGGGCCUGCCCAAGGGCGUCUGCGUGCCUCAUGCAAGCCUCAUCGCCAAUCUCGCCCAGGCCGUGCACCUGCGCCACGUCCACCGCAAGCCCGAGUGGGAUCUGCUGCCGCGCAACCGCUGGAUCGGCUUCCUGCCGCUGUACCACGCCUACGGCCAGCUCUACGCCUGCCUGAUGGCGGGCAAGACGCUGACGCCGCUGUACAUCAUGGCCAAGUUCCAGUACGAGGAGUUCCUGUCCAACAUUGAAAAGUACCAAAUCACCCAGCUGCAGGUCGCGCCGCCCAUUGUCGUCAUGCUCACCAAGCGCCCCGAGACGAGCCGCUACAACCUCUCGAGCGUGCGCCACAUCACCUGCGGAGCCGCGCCGCUGUCCCGCGAGCUGCAGACGGCGUGCGAGGAGAAAUUCAACCUGCGCAUCACGCAGGGCUACGGCAUGACGGAGCUGACGUGCACCGGCAUCUCCUGGUCCGAGGGCCUGGCCGGCGACAGCGCAGGGUCUGUGGGCCGGCUGCUGCCCAACUGCGAGUGCAAGCUGCUCGACGAUGAUGGCAAGGAGGUGGCGGCUGGAGAGCGCGGAGAGCUGCACAUUCGGGGUCCAAACGUGUGCUUGGGAUACUGGAAGAACGAGGCGGCAACGCGCGAGUGUUUGGACAAGGACGGGUGGUUUAGGACCGGCGAUGUUGCCGUUUGCAAUAAGGAGGGGCUGUUUUGGAUUGUUGACCGGAAAAAGGAACUCAUCAAGGUCAACGGCCUGCAAGUCGCCCCCGCAGAACUAGAAGCCGUGCUUUUAGAAAACGAGCACGUCGCCGACGCAGCUGUUGUCGAAAUCAAAUUCAACGAGGAAGAGUGGCCACGAGCAUACGUCGUCAUCCAGCCCACGUCAAAGGGCAAAGUGACUCCCCAGGACAUCCAGGACUGGACCGCCGCGCGAGUGGCUAAGCAUAAGCGGCUUGUAGGCGGCGUCACGUUUAUCGAUGAGGUGCCGAAGCUGGCGAGCGGCAAAAUCAUCCGGAAGCUGAUGAAGCAGUGGUCCAAGAGAGACGCCGAGGAGAUGCUCAAGAAUGGAACGGCACCUCGAGCGAGGCUGUAAGACGUGAAUGUAUUUUUGCAUAGCAGCUUUUUUUAUUAUUGGUGGAAUAUUGUGUAGCAUCUGUUUAAAGAUACCUAUAUCCAAGUCUAUCUUCUAUCUUGUUCGACAAGCACCUUAUAUAUACGAGGACUUUUGUAUAGAAAUCUGCAGUCUGUAUAUAUGCUCAAUUGUGGAAAAAAAAAAAAAAAAAAAGAAAAAAAAAGUUAUAGAUGAGAGUCUCCUUCAAAAGGCAAUCAGUUAUUUGGUCCCUUUCCCAAACACAUAAUCAUCGUGGUUCAGCCAUCAUUGGCCGUUAAUUUCUGCAUCUCAUACUAGGCCCUCAUAAUCGGCCCAGAUUUGUAAAGACGGCUCUUGUGAGCUUGCUCCCUGUACUAAUAGCACAAGUUCAAAUGUCUGCAUACCGAGUAUGCAGACAAUUUGACCAAAGAUUAUUCUUUGUGUGAAUUGACAUCCUCUAAUCAGCAGCAUCGUCAAAGAAACCCUCAAAUCACCCCUCUCACUUCUCCUCCCGGUACUCUUCCAAACUCUUCGGCUGCUUCCCCAACACCACUAUCCCCCAAAGUCAGCAAAAUCAUUCCUUCUCUCAAAACAAAUUCUAGGAGCAGCAACAACAUACACCUAUC
Messenger RNA from Trichoderma atroviride IMI 206040, 2303 nucleotides. Lineage: Eukaryota; Fungi; Ascomycota; Sordariomycetes; Hypocreales; Hypocreaceae. The record is from RefSeq and is a predicted model, not a curated record.